AUGAACCCCCUACCACCCAUCAAGCGCCACUUCUUCGGCGAAUCCUCCUCCGAGGACGAAGCGGACCGCCACGGUGACCCCGACGAGUACCAAUUCAAGGACUUCUCAUCAGACGAGGGAGACGGCGGCAACGACUCCGACCUGGCCUCGGAGUACAACCCGGAGCCGCUGCCGCCGCUGGACGAGGGCGACACCUCGUGGAAGGAGUACGACCCGGACGAGGGCUACUGGUACGUGGGGACGGAGUUCCUGGACCGCGAGUCCACGCCGUCACCGACGCAGGUGGAGGCCCGGGAGAAGGCGGCGGCGCGGCGGGCGGCGCGGCGCCGGAAGAAAGCCGAGGCGCGAGCGGCGCUGGAGGCCCACCUGGAACGGCGACGGGCGGAGUCCCCGAUCGAGCCGCUGCUGGCCGGGCUCGACGAGAAGCUGGACCGGUGGGAGAUCACCCUGGCCCUGCACCGGGCGAUCACCUUCCUCGAGGAGGGCCAGGACCGCGAGGCCGAGCACUUCGUCCUCGAGGCCUUCGGCAUCGCCCAGCGGCUCGGCAACCCGGUGUGCCUGGCGCGGUGCCAGUACUGGCAGGGUCGGGUGGAGUACUUCCGUGAGAACUACCACGAGGCGCAGCAGUGCUUUCAGGCGUGUCGGGAGGGGAUCCUGGAUGCGCCGGAGGGUGAGACCAUCACGUGGUACCUGCGGGUGUCCAGGCCCGGGCUGACCGAGGAAGAACGGCAGCGAAUCGGGGAAUCGGAGCAGGUUCGCGAUCGAGCGCAGGGCUUGUAUGGGUAUUCGCCGCAGUCGAACAGUCCUGUUUCCGGGGACUUCCACUUCCCUUAUCUUCAGGACACAGAGCACGCAUG
Messenger RNA from Aspergillus uvarum CBS 121591, 857 nucleotides. RefSeq lists its product as uncharacterized. NCBI's taxonomy places the organism in Eukaryota, Fungi, Ascomycota, Eurotiomycetes, Eurotiales, Aspergillaceae. The record is from RefSeq and is a predicted model, not a curated record. Gene Ontology annotation, molecular function: protein binding. The annotation marks the transcript as partial. The transcript has a single exon.